Seminavis robusta is the source of this 990-nucleotide messenger RNA. The record is from the annotation of a GenBank genome assembly. Lineage: Eukaryota; Bacillariophyta; Bacillariophyceae; Naviculales; Naviculaceae.
AUGAUGGUCUCUUGGCUGCAGACUUUGUGUUUCUUUCUGUCGACACCAUUGUCAGAUUCCUUCUCCCUGUUCUCUGUGGCUCCAAACAACCGAUGGACCAGUGCCACUCGCACAAGCCGUCUCCUUGGACAACCGGAAAGCACUGCUGAUGGCAUUGCUUCCACCUCGAGGAGUGGAAUUACCAGUGCCAAAGGCUUGUACCGUCCCUUUGCGGAGCAUGCCUGGUCCACGUUAUUAGAAGAUCCAUCCUUGGAACCAAAGGAUGACAUCCCAGAAGAAUUGUUGAUCAAUACUGCCGUCGCCAAGGGAUUUCCUCCCGAUUCCAUAGUACGAAUGGAAACACGGGCGUUGAUACCCACCCAAAAAGACAGCUCCAUUCGAUAUGCUCGCUAUGCACUCUUGGAAACUCUGGUUCCCAAUAAUCACGACAAUUCGACAGAAGGCAUUCAAGUUCUCAAUUUGGUCAUUUUCCCUUCCCAACGGAAUCUUCCCGUUUUUGGAGCGGACAUGGUCAGUUUGCCGGGUGGCAAGCAUUUGCUACUGCUAGAUGCUCAACCCAUGGCACAACAAAGGCAAUUCCAGGAACACUGGAACCAGUGGCAUGAAACACAUGUACAACCACAAUUUCCAUGGGGUGGAGACAUGCCCGAACAGGUCCAACAAUACGUGUCGGACAGGGCUCUAUGGACAAGACUAGUAUCCGGCAGCAGCAACGAUGAUGAGGGUGAACCAACACCCAUUCACAAGAUUCAAACCCAACUAUGGGAUGCCUUUCAAGAACAUCUGGAGGUGUAUUUGGACCUCUUGUUGGCAGAAUCUGCAAACGACAAUGAGGACGACGGUGGUGAUGAUGAUCCACAAGGACCCUACAUACAGUAUCGGCUUGAAAAUGAUCCUGCACGGCCCAUGCUAAAAUCUUUGUAUGGCGAAGAAUGGACGGAACGAGUGCUGCAUGAAGUGCUCUUUCCGCAGCCUCAGAAAACAAGCUAA